Molecule: messenger RNA, 1546 nt
Organism: Petromyzon marinus (sea lamprey)
Lineage: Eukaryota; Metazoa; Chordata; Hyperoartia; Petromyzontiformes; Petromyzontidae
Gene: GYPC
Product: glycophorin C (Gerbich blood group)
Source: RefSeq, a predicted model, not a curated record
CCCCUAAGCGUGCCGUGCUGUUUGUUGAUAAGUUAUGAGGGUGGUUUUUUUGUUUCGUUUGUUACGCGCGUUUUUCUUAUCACGAUUAUAUUUCACAAUCUUCACUCGAAAGCUUUCCGUGACCGUGUCGUUUGGGUCUUUCGGUAAAGUCACGUUACGUGUGUUUUAAUAGUAAAAUUAAAAAACAAAUAACAACCGACGACGUUUCGAUCGCGACACAAGCGGUCGUCAUCGGGACGAAGUUUAAAAGACGACCGGACGCUUGCGUCGCGAUCGAAGCGAAGUUUUAGUUUAGUUUAGUUUUUUGUGUGUGUGUUCUUCUCUUUGAACGUAUUUACUUGACGUUACAGAAAAUCCCUGAAGAAAAGUAAAUAAAACGCAUGAAUGUUAUUUCACUCUCCCACGCAAUGUACAUUGGCGGCGCGCAUGGGAAUAUUUCCUGCAAGCGAUGGAGACUUUUUCGACUUACGUAGUUAGUAGUUAGUUAGUACUUUGCUUUGUACAUUGACUCUCAUCGGCUAUAUUAGAUCCUCGAGACGUAUUUAUAUUAGGGUAGGGAGAGAGGCUUUGUGACCGAUGUGCAAUCGAUGGCACGUGAAUGUUUGAAAGAGGAGGAGGAGGGGGGCCCCUCACUGCGUGGUUGUCUUGUACACGUUUAGCUGGCAACCAAAACUGUGCUCUCGCUUCGCGUGCUGGGAGUCGUCGCGCUGUGUGUGCAUGGAAAUUGGGGCACGGGGCUCUUCAAAUCGCCUGUUGGAAGCAGCAGGAGACGGGGAAGAUAAACAAUUGCCAAGUGAGGGUCAACAGGCUUCGACAGUAGACCGACAACGCUCAGCAUGGGUGAUGUCGUGUCAACCAACACACCUGCGGUGUCCACAAGUAAAUGCCCCACGGCAAGAGGCACAGAUGAUGUGGUUUUGGCAGUUGUGGUCGUGAUGACUGUGAUCGUUAUCCUGUGCCUGCUGGGCGUAGUUUUGUCCUACUUCCUACGGCACAAGGGUACCUACCGCACGCAGGAGGGCAAGUUCCAGCCUGGCAUUGGGCAAGGCACAGCACUGCAAGCGGUAGAGGACAACUGUGAGGGACUGGAAGAAAACAUGAAGGAGUACUUUCUGUGACGACACAUUGGCCAAGCCUUGAAUGGCAUUUUAAAACUAAGGCGCUGUAUUGUUUCUGACCUUUAUUAAAUAUGCUACCCGCAUACAUUUUCAAACUGAAGGGUGUGGGGAGGGUGGAGUGGUUUCUAUACUUGUGAUGUUUUUUUCUAAUGUAUUUCCAAUUAACUUAAAAUGUAGUAUUUCUGAAUUUUGUAGAUACACAUUUUAGACGUUUUAUAACAUCGGGUGUUUUCAAAUAAUUUGGUAACAACCGUGUUCGUUUUUGUACCGUUGUCUAAAACUGAAAAGCCUUAUUUAUAGACUUCGUUCGGCAUUUGCUUAUUUCUACGGAUGUUUUCCCUCUAAUAAAGCAUCGUUGUUAAAGUACAAUGAACAGUCUAUAUGACACAGUUUAACGCAUAAUAAAUGGUAUUGCAUUUGUAAAGCGA